Maniola jurtina (meadow brown) is the source of this 3437-nucleotide messenger RNA. It is a transcript of the gene Sap-r, whose product is annotated as prosaposin. The record is from RefSeq and is a predicted model, not a curated record. Gene Ontology annotation, biological process: sphingolipid metabolic process. Gene Ontology annotation, cellular component: lysosome. The transcript has 21 exons. The coding region runs from base 137 to 3064 and encodes 975 amino acids. Lineage: Eukaryota; Metazoa; Arthropoda; Insecta; Lepidoptera; Nymphalidae.
UCGUGACUUGACAUUUGUUUAUCAAAUCAAUACGCAAUAAAUUCGUCAACAAAGCGUAAAUUAAUGGGUGUUUUGUUAGUCUUAAAAGCGAGAAGAUCGAAAGAGGACUUUAAAAAUUAAAUUGCGAGUGUUAACAAUGACAAACACUCUUGCUGUUUGUCUCCUCUCCCUAACAUUUUUGUGUUCUGCAGGUUUGUCUACAGCAAGACAAGCCCCGCAGGAAUGUUCGAAAGGACCUAAAUAUUGGUGCCAAAGCUUGAAGAGCGCAGCAGCAUGCGGCGCGGUGGGGCACUGCAUCGGCACGGUGUGGGAGCAGCAGAGCGAUGACGUCACGCACAACGAGGUCUCCGACAAGUUCGUGCAGCUCUUCCGGGAGCUCAAGGACGUUAAGGAGAUGAUCAAUGAUGAAUACCUGGAAUCGCGAAUCAUCUCACGAUGCCACGACAUCUCGUCCAACGCCAUCUAUCGGAUGUGCAAGGACAACGCGGCGGACCUCGGCGAGUACUUCAGCCACGUGCUGAAGUCGGACACGACGCCAGAGACCAUGUGUCGUAUCAUGGGCAUGUGCAAUAACGAGAAGUUGGACAGCCUGCUCAGCAAAAAGAAGACUGAAGAACCCGCCAAGCAUAAACCCAUGUUAUUGGGCGCCAGCAAAUGUACGUGGGGACCUUCGUACUGGUGCAGUAACUUCAGUACCAGUCGAGAAUGCAAGGCAACGCACCACUGCGUGCAAAAAGCGUGGCCCAACAUGAAGGUGCCCAAAGACGACGACAGCAUCUGCAAGAUCUGCAAGGACAUGGUGACGCAGGCGCGCGACCAGCUGCAGAGCAACGAGACGCAGGAGGAACUGAAAGAGGUGUUCGAAGGAAGCUGCAAGCUGAUACCGAUCAAGUUGGUGAAGAAGGAGUGCAUCAAGGUCGCAGAUGACUUCGUUCCGGAGCUGGUGGAGACGUUGGCCUCGCAGAUGAAUCCUGACGCUGUGUGUUCAGUGGCUGGGCUUUGUAACAACGCACAUAUUGACCAACUCAUUGAGGAAUAUAAUGCGACCCUGAAACUGCGCGAAGGUUGCACUAACUGCCGCAGAACUGUUGGCAUCGCGAGGAAAAGAUUCGAAGAGACUCAAUACGACGAUUUCCUUUACGGACUGCUCAAUGUGUGCCAAAACGUGGGUUCCCUCUCCGACUCCUGUUCGAUGCUCGUCUUUAAGUACUACGAGAACAUUCUGGAAGCCGUGAGGAUGGACUUUACUCCUGACUCCGUCUGCCAUCUCAGCGGGCAGUGCGCGUACAAGUACCACUCACACGAUCUCUACACCUUCCCUGACGAGACUAAGGAUUUGAAGGCUUCAGACGACAUCCCGUGCGAGUUUUGCGAACAAGUGAUCAAGCACUUACGAGACACGCUGGUCGCUAACACUUCCGAAGUUGAAUUCCACAAAGUACUUACUGGUCUCUGCAAGCAAACCGGUAGCUUCAAAUCCGAGUGCCUGCAACUAGUGGAAGAAUACCACUCGACCAUCUACUACUUCCUCGUGUCGGAGCUGAAGCCGGCGCAGCUUUGCGGCUACAUCGGCAUCUGCACCGACAAGCCCAGCGUGCCCAUCGCGCCGCUGCUGCCCAGAGAGCUGGCCGUGAGGGCUUUCACACCCUCGCCGAAACUCAUUGGGAAAGAUGAGGCCAACAGUUAUAAGACUACGCAGGGACCCAAAAAGCAGGAGAAUGUACAAAUUGUGGGAGUAGAAAAGUCUACAAUUCCCCCGCCCCUGCCUAUCGAGAGAAUGUUCAUAGCGCAGCCACAACAAAACGGCUGGUGCUCCUUCUGCCAGUACUUCCUGCACUACAUACAGGUGGAGCUGAGCCGCGACGACACUGAGGAGGCAAUAACCAAGAUGGUGGAAGGGGCUUGUGACGUGCUCCCGAAAGAGUUAGACAACGAGUGCAGACAGUUCGUGACGCAGUAUGGGCCGGCCGUCAUCGCUCUGCUGGUGCACGAGGUUGAUCCUUCCAGCGUCUGCCCGGACAUCGGCCUGUGCCCCAAGACGCAGGUGGUGCACGAUGUAUCCAUCAACUCGGAGAAGUCCAACUGCCCGCUGUGCCUGUUCGCCGUCGAGCAGCUUGAGACCGUGCUUAAGAACAACCGCAGCGAGGAAAACAUUCGCCACGCGCUCGACGGCCUUUGCAACCACCUGUCCGCCAAGCUGCGAACAGAAUGCGUGGACUUCGUUGACACGUACACCAACCAGCUGGUCGAAAUGUUGAUCGCUGAUCUAAACGCGCAAGAAAUUUGCGUCUACCUCAAACUGUGCACGGAUGACACCAAACGUACGGAUCCGAUGAAGGUUGCGCAAUCGGCGAUUGAUAAGUUCCACGAGAAACCAGCGCUGAGGGGCGACAGGAACAACAGGAGGCGACCGAUGCUGCCCAAGCAUAUGUUGGAGACGUCCGCUGGCGGGGACAUCGAAACGAACGAGAUCCCAGAUCACACUAGGAAUGGGCGGCCCGUGAACUCGAAGUCUCCGAAGACCGUGUGCGUGGUUUGCGAGUUUGUGCUCAAGGAGAUCGACGACCAGAUCACGGACAAGCAUAAUGACGAUGAAAUCAAGAAAGUAGUCCACGGAAUCUGUAAGACCAUGCCAAAAUCGGUCCGCCCAGAAUGCGACCAGUUUGUGGAGAAAUACGCCGACCUGGUCAUCAGUCUCCUGGCCCAGGAGCUCAACCCGGACGAGGUUUGCCGCGAACUGAAGCUCUGCGACUCCACGGCUUUCAACACGUUUAGAGAAGAGAUCCUGGACUGCGCGGUGUGUGAGACCGUAGUGAUGGCCGUGAAGAAGGUGCUCGCCAACGACAAGGUGGACCGCAACAUCGUGCAUGUUGUGGAGAAGGCCUGCAGUGCGUUGCCCGCCAAGUACUACGAUAGGUGUCACACAUUGAUGGAGGUGUACGGGGAGAGUGUCAUACAUCUGAUCGAGACGAUGGGCAGCAAGGGCGUGUGUCAGAAGAUAGGCCUGUGCUCCAGCAGCGAUGCGGCCUUCGUGCGCAUGUACAAGGGGCACGGACGUAACUAGUGGUACACUUUCAUAUCUGCAAUUCGAAGAAGCAGUUAACGUAAUCUCUAUUUACUUAAGUCAUUAUAUUUUUUUACCAAAUGUUUGUUUGUAGUUUUCAUUUCAUUUUCAAAGCAUAGUGAAUAAUUUAAGUUGACUCUCACAUAAGCGUAAUCCUUAAGAUUUUUCCGCCCCUGUUGUUCUCUAUCAUUUUUAACUUACAGUUUUAAUUUCGUCUUAGUAAGUUUUAGUCCAAAUUAUCAAUUUUAUACGUAAAGAUAUAAUUAUUAAUAUCAAUUCAUAAUUUAUUAUGCCGCUCAUGUUUUUACACGUUAGCCUGUGAUAAAUAAAUCUUUUGUAACUAAUAUUGUAUGCUAAUAAAUUGGGGGAGAAA